Caenorhabditis remanei is the source of this 1455-nucleotide messenger RNA. RefSeq lists its product as uncharacterized. The coding region runs from base 1 to 1455 and encodes 484 amino acids. The transcript has 7 exons. Gene Ontology annotation, molecular function: zinc ion binding. The record is from RefSeq and is a predicted model, not a curated record. Lineage: Eukaryota; Metazoa; Nematoda; Chromadorea; Rhabditida; Rhabditidae.
AUGAUAAGAAGAAGCCCUAUUGCUGUUGACAAAUACGUCUUGGAUUUUAAUGCAAACGAAGUAUCGACUCAAAUAAUCAAGGUUACAACUGAAAUAAAAGGUCGAGAUGUGCUUGGUGAGAUAAUUCAUAAUCUUCCGCCAUGUUUUGAUAUCGAUCCGCCGGCUGGUAGGAUGGCUGUACCAAGCGAAGUAAGGGUCACCUACAAAUCAACCAUGUAUCCGUUGGAGUUCGACUAUGACAAUCUAGAGUUUACCAUCGCAGAAAGGUUCAGAAAUGAAGAAGACUUAGACGCGAAGCAUCUCAUCAAAAUAAACCUUUUGGGCGCACCUAGCCGACCGAUACGGAAAGCGAGAAAUAUGACAUCCGAUAACACCGAGCCCUCCUGCGAUAUAUGUACCUUGAAGUUUUCGGAGGACGAUAUGAACAGAAUUCCAUUAGUGCUCUCAUGUGGACAUACUUUAUGCCGCGGGUGUUGUCAAACUUUAAAAGAUCGCUCAUUCAACAGAACAGUGUCUUGUCCGACUGACCGCUCUGUUACAAGAGGAGACGUUAGUAAAUUUAUAAGGAACUUCUGUUUGAUCAACUAUUUACGAGAAACAACACAAAAACCUCCAGUUUUUUGUGAAAAUCCGUUCGUUCCAUGCUUCGAAAAUCCAAAUCAUGAAGCCGCGUUUUAUUGCUCAACUUGCGACGUCGACUUCUGUGAAAGUUGUUUCCAAACCGUACACUCGCAUAAAAUACUGGCAAAUCAUAAAGUAGUACCAAUUGCGGACAAACCGUUUAAGCCUACAAUGUGUGUAAAUCAUCCAACAAAAUACGUUCGAUAUUUGUGUACUAACGAAAACUGUGUCUAUCAACCCAAACUGUUUUGUGAUGAUUGUAUGCCCGACCACAGAUGCCCCUACACCACUGACUAUUUCGACAGAAUCUCAGAAAACCGAGGAAGGGUGGUGAAAAUAUCCAAUUUUAUAAAACAAGUAGACACAAAUGUCAUGCCGAAAAGAAAGAAAGUUGUCAUGGAUUGCAAAGCAUCGUUCUCAGAGGACGAUCGCACCAUUCAGAUGUGUUACGAAAAGAUUGAAGCGCACUUCGAAAGGCUUAAGGAUACCGCAAUAGCCAGAUUCGGUUGUUUUCUGGAGAACGCAAAAGACACAGCUCAAAGAGAACUAAACAGAAUCGAAAAAAACGCCGGAGAGAUUUCCAAAUUAAGAAAAGACGUUGACAAAUUUUUGAAUAGAAGAGAGGGUUUUUUGGAUAUUGAAGCUAUGGUCGAUAAAGAAUAUGAAGUUCGUAAAAAGAUGGCAGUGUUUCAACGAGACAUGCCGAAGUUCUCUGACUACGAUUUUAAGCCAGCCAUGACCGAAUUUCCACAAAAAUUUCCUCAACCCGAGAAUGAUGCGUCUCGGAAACGACCAGCAUUCGAUCCUAAUGAAAUUAUAAGCAUUGACGAUUAA